GAACAGUUAGUCACGACGGACGGGCAGCGGACAGUAGGCCUAUGAGAUAGACUAGCACUGCUAUAUUAGUUUUUUAAAGGUUGAUCAUGAAUGCAUUAGUUAGGAUAUAUUUCUAUUAAGAGGUUGUAGGAAAACAGGUUAGGCCUAUAGCAAUCAUGACGGAAAACCCUAGAUUUAAUUUCCGGCAAUUUCUCACACUGCCUGAAAUAAACAAGACUACAGUUAACAUCUAUGGCAGCACCAAUGCCUUAAAUACAGCAGUAGAGAAGGCCCGUGAAGAAAAGACAUUGGUUAUACACCCUUAUAGUCCAUUCAGGAAAUACUGGCUGGUCAUCGUGAUGCUGGUAACUUUUGUAAAUGUGAUUGCUGUUCCUUUGAGUGUAAGCUUUUUCACUCAAAAGCAUUUUAGUCCUGCAUGGAUUGCAUUAAAUGCAAUCGUGGAUGUGUUGUUCAUCAUGGAUUUAUGCCUAAACUUCCGCAUUGGGUACCGGAGUGAGGAAAUUAAUGAUGUUGUUUUGGAAACCGACAAAAUAAGGAAUCAUUAUCUGAAAACAUGGUUCUUCCCAGACUUAAUAGCUGUGUUGCCAGUUGACUAUCUAAUUCUAAUUAUUGAGACUUUGGGACCUCACCCAGAUGCAUUUGGAAUGGCAGGUGUACGAAUGGUGAAACUGAUCAAAUUAACAAGAUUAUUCAGCUUGUUACGCCUACUAAGAUUCUCCAGGCUGCUACGAUAUGCUCGGAGAUGGGAAGAGGUCCAUGGCUGGAAUGUAGGAGCCGUUGCUACUUUCCUUCAGUUUCUGCAUAUGGUUGUAAUCAUCAUUUUUAUAUGCCAUUGGAGCGCCUGCUUCCACUUCCUGGUGGCGGUAAUCGAAGAAUUUCCAGAAAAUAGCUGGAUCACUCAGGAAGGACUUCAGAACAAAUCUAUGACUUUGCAAUACACAAGAUGCAUGUUUCGUUCACUUUGCCACAUGAUGACCCUGAACUAUGGAUCUAUUGGAGCUCCUAAGGGUGUCCUACAUCUGUGGGUUGAUAUAAUAAGCAUGAUGGUGGGAACAGUCAUGUAUGCCUUGCUUCUGGCUCGUAUAACAGCCCUGGUGACUAACUCCAGGGCAAGUGAGAAUGUCUACAAUCAAAAGAAAAAUGAGUUGAGACAGUAUAUGCAAUUGAGUCGCAUACCACUUAACCUGCGCCUGAGAGCCCUUGAUCAUUUAUAUAGCCGAUACCAGGGAAUGUGGUUUGAUGAGCGUGAUAUUCUGAUGGACCUCAAUGAACCUCUAAGACGGGAACUUAUACACUACAAUUGCUCCCCUCUGAUCCAAAGACACCCAGUCUUCCAAGAUGCCGACCCUAUCUUUCUGUCAGAGGUGCUGGAAAUGUUGGAGUUUGAAUACUUUCUUGAAGGAGAGCUCAUCAUUCGAAGUGGGGCAGUGGGUGACUGCAUGUUUUUCAUAGAGAGGGGCCAAGUACAAGUGGAGACGCCUGAAUUCACGAAGAUACUGACAGAUGGCUCUUUCUUUGGAGAGUUAUGCAUGGUAACAGAAAUGAGCAAGCGCCAAGCUACUGUGAGGGCACUGACUGCAUGCCGUCUGUACAGCCUUAGUGCUUGUAAAUACAAGAAGAUAUUGGAGCAUUUCCCUGACGGGCUGCGAAAGGUUGCCUCUGAGGCAGAGAAACGACAGGAAAUCCUCAAUGGUUAAAGUGCAUGAUCAAAACCUUGAAGAAGAAUGAUCACAGGCUUUUUAAACCGUGAUCCCAAUUUCUAUUGCCUCAUAAUAAAGUUUCUUUUUCAAACAAUG
Messenger RNA from Sardina pilchardus (European sardine), 1796 nucleotides. Its product is annotated as potassium/sodium hyperpolarization-activated cyclic nucleotide-gated channel 3-like. Gene Ontology annotation, biological process: potassium ion transmembrane transport; regulation of membrane depolarization; sodium ion transmembrane transport. The transcript has 11 exons. NCBI's taxonomy places the organism in Eukaryota, Metazoa, Chordata, Actinopteri, Clupeiformes, Clupeidae. Gene Ontology annotation, cellular component: HCN channel complex; axon; dendrite. Bases 156 to 1697 code for a protein of 513 amino acids. The record is from RefSeq and is a predicted model, not a curated record. Gene Ontology annotation, molecular function: voltage-gated potassium channel activity.